Messenger RNA from Copidosoma floridanum, 1277 nucleotides. RefSeq lists its product as uncharacterized. Lineage: Eukaryota; Metazoa; Arthropoda; Insecta; Hymenoptera; Encyrtidae. The record is from RefSeq and is a predicted model, not a curated record. Gene Ontology annotation, molecular function: RNA binding.
CGCAAAGUUCUCCGAAAAGCCCUGCAAGCACACAGCCAAAAAAGUAGAUAUACCAUGCCAACACAUUUGCGAGAGCGAGCCAACCGGCCAACGUCAACGGGACACUCCAGCCUGGUCUGUCAAAGCUGUGGGACGUACCUGAUCACUAGUCGGUCGUCUUUGUUUGAUUUUAUUGAUAGUGCGUGUAUUGUUAAUUGUUUAUGUUUCCGUUAGUGUUUGUUGUUACUUGCGUGUGUGUGCGCCAAAUUGUUUGACGUCUGACUUGUAUCAUAUAAUAUUCGCGUGAAAUAAUGUGGCAGCAGGAGUUUCCCAACAACGACUUGCUGGAGGAAUUCGAGAGGUUGCACUUGGACGAUGACGAUUUGAACAAAGAUGUCAUCAGAAAGAGGAUACCGCGAAUCAGUCCCAAGUCCGUUUACUUCCAGAAGAAGGUUUUUCCUGAGAUAAACAGCCAUAAAUCGAACAAAGAAAUUGUCAAAAGCAACUACAGUCAAGACAGUUUGGAAGAUCAGAUUACAACAAUUCAAAACGUUCUGAAACUACAGCAUCAAUUGGGGGUCGAAAUCGUUCAAAAGAAUGGACAAAGAAAACUUGGUGGUCCACCUCCUGGAUGGACAGGCCCUCCACCUGGGGAAGGAUGCGAAAUAUUUGUGGGAAAAAUUCCAAGGAACAUUUAUGAAGAUAAAAUAUAUCCUCUCUUCAGUAAGGUUGGAGAAAUUUAUGAAAUGCGCCUGAUGAUGCAUUUUUCGGGCAACAACAGAGGAUAUUGUUUCAUCAUGUACACAUCUCGAGAAUCAGCUGAACAAGCUGUCAAAUUACUGAAUAAUUACGAGAUUGCCCCAGGAUCGUGCAUCGGAGUCAUCAAGAGUUUGAACAACUGUCGUCUACAUGUAACUGAACUACCUGCACAUGUGGAUGUGAAAACUUUAACGAAAAGACUUUGGGAGCACUGUGAUGAGAUUGACUCAGUAUCGAUGUAUACUUACCUGAACAACCCUAGAAGAAAAGAUGUACUAAUUCGUUUCAAGACUCACAGGGGUGCUGCCAUGGCUAGAAGAAGAAUGAUACCAGAACGGAAUUUGCUGUUUGACAAGUCAGACGUCAGAGUUGAUUGGGCCGACCCUAAAACUAUCUUUAAAAAUGUAACUAGUCCAAUAAAAAAGAACGAAACUCGCGAAUCAGCAGUCAGUAAAAUCAACAACAACAAAGUGUCCAAGCAUAGUCAUGUGAUUCUUGCCAAGCAGCGCAACAACGAGUCGUGUCUUCUCACUGGGUGA